Messenger RNA from Racocetra fulgida, 612 nucleotides. The record is from the annotation of a GenBank genome assembly. NCBI's taxonomy places the organism in Eukaryota, Fungi, Glomeromycota, Glomeromycetes, Diversisporales, Gigasporaceae.
UGGAAGAACGUGUUGUAACACCUAACAAAGAUCAAGCCUUACCUUCAAACCAUUCUCCAGUGCAAGAGCCAGAAUCUUACUCUCCUUCACGUGAACGAAUUCAACAAGAUCACAUCCAUUCUCCAAUGCCACAAAGACUCCACUCCCCAAUUUCUCCGAUGCAAAAUUACGAUUACCCUCAGGUUCAGAAACAAGUUCAUGAACCUAUAUAUGCCGACAUCAUAGAAUCCACAAUAUCUGAUUACUAUUCUGGUGACAAUCAGUCUGAUUGGAAUAUAUUAGACCUACAAAAUUUUAUUGAUACUGCAAGAACUUUUGAUAUACUUACCAAACAACCCAGAAAAUUAAAUUUGAUCCUGCAACCGCCAAGUUUACCUUUCAAACGAGAAAUAAUUCUCUAUGAUGAUUUCGUUAUUGAAGUUCCUGAGUAUGACAGUGAUGAAAGAUUUCAUGUACGUGCUCAUUUGUUCUUAUUGACCGAUCUCUUGUUGGUUUGUCAAAAAAUUGACAUAAAAGACCAACAAAAUACACCUAAUUUUAAAUACUGGCUAAUGUAUCAACCGUUGAGCGGAAAACAUUUGUCUAUAAGGGAUAUAAGUUAUGAGGAAGGAG